Molecule: messenger RNA, 2660 nt
Organism: Pristis pectinata (smalltooth sawfish)
Lineage: Eukaryota; Metazoa; Chordata; Chondrichthyes; Rhinopristiformes; Pristidae
Gene: xrcc5
Product: X-ray repair complementing defective repair in Chinese hamster cells 5
Exons: 21
Coding region: 33-2309 (758 amino acids)
Biological process (GO): double-strand break repair via nonhomologous end joining; telomere maintenance; cellular response to X-ray
Cellular component (GO): nucleus; Ku70:Ku80 complex
Molecular function (GO): DNA helicase activity; damaged DNA binding; telomeric repeat DNA binding
Source: RefSeq, a predicted model, not a curated record
CUUCGUACGGCUGCUGCAGCGGUGUUCGGUGCAUGCCCCUCCUGACAAAGACAAACUUACGGUCUUGGAGGGAUGUCAGCAUACGGGUCAGGGCCUGUCCGUGUCGCAAGGUAUAUGAAGACGAAGUCAAGGUCACGCCCGACCGCGUCCAUCAGUCGUUGGAAGGACAGAGCAGCAUUCUUGAGGCCAAAGGGCAUCCAGACAAAUUCAAAGAGGCUGAAAGGUGUGAUCAGCGCUGUCUUUGCAAUGUCGUCCGGAUGCACCGGGAUCUGGUGAUAGCUGCGGAUGAGGUCGACCUUGGGGGAAAAAAUGAACCUCCUGUGCAGAGUGCCGUCGUUCUGUGCUGGGAUGUGGGACGUACAAUGAGCAUGGCGUUACCAGGGGAAGAAUCUUCAUUUGAACAAGCAAAGAAAGUUGUGCUGCUGUUUAUCCAACGUCAAGUUUUUGCUGAGAGUAAAGAUGAGACAGCUUUAGUCCUAUUUGGGACUGAUGGAACCUCUAACCCUCUUGCGACAUCAGACCAGUACCAGCAUAUUAUUGUGCACAGAGGCCUGAUGAUCCCUGAUUUUGACCUCUUGGAAGAUGUUCACAGCGGCAUCAAGGCAAGUGAUGAUCAAGCUGACUUUCUCGAUGCCCUAAUUGUCUGCAUGGACUUGCUUCAGAAACAGACCUUGGGGAAGAAGUAUGAGAAAUUACACAUUGCAGUGUUCACCGAUCUGAGCAGUCCUUUCAGUUCCGACCAGUUGGAUGUCAUUAUAGACAACAUGAAAAGAGCUGGAAUCACACUGCAAUUCUUCUUGCCCUUUGCACUGGAUGCGACUGGCAUGAGAGAUAGUGGAGAUACUGCAGAAAGACGAAGCAAUAUUUCACAAGGGAAAGGUCUAACUGCACAACAGAAAGAAGGAAUAAGAAUGGUGAGGAGAGUUAUGCUGUCUUUGGAUGAAGGAGGACUAGAUGAAGUCUUCACAUUCAGGGAAAGUGUUGAACAAUUGUCCAUAUUUAAGAAAAUCGAAAGGAAGCCUAUGGCAUGGCCAUGCCAACUCACCAUUGGCUCCAAAAUCACCAUUAACAUUGUGGCAUACAAAGCAAUAACCGAGGAAAAGAUUAAGAAGAGCUGGAUAUCUGUUGAUGCCAAAACUCUGCGCAAGGAGGAUGUGAGGAGAGAGACUGUUUACUGCUUAAAUGAUGACAACGAGACUGAAGUUACAAUGGAGGACACUAUUCAAGGGUUCCGUUAUGGGAGUGACAUUAUCCCAUUCUCACAAGUGGAUCAGGAGCAGAUGAAGUACAAAACCAAUGGGAAAUGCUUCAGUGUACUUGGAUUUACAAAGUCAGUACAAGUCUUGCGGCAUUAUUAUGUUGGACGGCAGGUGCUGAAAGUCUUUGCUGCAAAAGAUGAUGAGCAUGCUGCGGUGGCUUUGUCUGCACUGAUUCACUCAUUGGAAGAACUGGAAAUGGUGGCAAUAGUUCGUUAUGUUUACGACCGGAGAUCAAACCCACAAAUUGGAGUGGCCUUUCCUUUGAUUAAAGAUAAAUAUGAGUGUUUGACCUACGUCCAACUCCCAUUCAUGGAGGAUCUCCGACAAUUUACUUUCACUUCUCUGAAGAACAAUAAGAAAGCUGCAGUUUCAGAGGAGCAGUUAUCAGCUGUGGAUGCUCUGAUUGACUCAAUGAACUUAGUGAUGGACGAUGGGGAAGAAUUGGAGGAUCUUUUCAAAGUCAGUAAAAUUCCUAAUCCUCACUUUCAGAGGCUGUUUCAGUGUCUUCAGUGGAAAGCAUUUCAACCAGAUGAUCCUCUGCCUCCCCUGGACCCUCACCUGAAAAGUAUGUUAGACCAACCCCAGGAGGUAGCUGAUUCCAGCCUGGCAUCCUUGGAGCAAUUAAAGAAACUUUUCACUCUGCGAGAUUCGGGCAAGAAAAAAGAGCAGAAGAUGGCACAACAGAUCUUCAAAAACAAUGAUCCAGAAGAACAAGAUGCAAAGAGAGCACGUUCUGAUGAUGAUUUCAAUAUUGUCUCAUUAGCUGAAGGCACUGUGACAGCGGUUGGCAGCCUCAAUCCAGCAAAAGAUUUCCAGGCUUUGGUGCAGCAAAAGAAUGUCAAUUUCGGAGAAGUGACCAAGCAACUGAUGGAGCGUGUCUACCAGUUUUUAGAAGUCAAGAAUCAUCAAUAUUACAUGAAAAGCUUGGAUUGUGUCAAAGUCUGCAGGAAGGAAGCUGCAAAGGUAGGAGAAUCCCAACAUUUCAACACAAUACUGAAAACAUUGAAAGAGAAUGUGGAACAAAAGGGCUGCAAGAUUUCUGGGAGCUGAUUGUACAAGAUGCUGUCUCUCUCAUAACAAAAAAUGAAGAUGCAGAAAGUACAGUGACCAGUGAUGAAGCCAAACAGUUUCUGGUACCAGAAGUGUCCACGGAAGAAUUGGCAGUGACCAAGGAUGAAGGCGAUGUGGAUGAUCUGCUUGAUAUGAUGUAAGGUGAAUCCGUCGAAAUGCAGUAGAGGACUAUGGGAACUGAGAAGACGAUGUCAUGGUCAAGCUACAAGAAGGCAUUAAUCUCCUCAGCCACAGAUGUUCACAUUUUUAAAUAAAAACAGAUCACACAUUCAUUGUGUUCAUGUAGUUGCUCAUCAAUCUAAAAAUGAGAAAAUAAAACAUAAUUUUGAA